Molecule: messenger RNA, 866 nt
Organism: Vicia villosa (hairy vetch)
Lineage: Eukaryota; Viridiplantae; Streptophyta; Magnoliopsida; Fabales; Fabaceae
Exons: 5
Coding region: 132-677 (181 amino acids)
Cellular component (GO): intracellular membrane-bounded organelle
Source: RefSeq, a predicted model, not a curated record
AAAUAUAAUAAUUAAAUUAUAUUUUGGUUUGAAAUUGGGGUUUCUUGUGGUGAGAUAGAAACUCAGAUUCUGUUAUUUGGAACCAUUUGAUUUCAAUUUUGUUACUUAAAUUUUGAAACUUUGAACCAAAGAUGGCGAAUGGGAAAACGGGAAUUUCCAAUUGGAUCCAAAAGAAAAUCACUGAUCCUCUUCUCGCCAUUCUCCAAAGAGGAGCUGAACCAAAACAGUUGGCUUUCUCGGCUGCUCUUGGCAUUACAUUUGGAAUAUUUCCUAUAGUUGGUGUCACUGUAUUUCUCUGCGGAGUCGCUAUUGCAUUGCUUGGAUCACGUUGUCAUGCUCCAACUUUGAUGCUCGCAAACUUUAUGGCUACUCCAAUAGAAUUGAGUCUAAUUGUGCCCUUUCUACGUCUCGGUGAAUUUAUUUCUGGCGGACCUCAAUUCCCUUUGACAUCUGACGCUUUAAAGAAAGUUCUUACCGGUCAAGCUUCACAUGAAGUCAUAUUAAGUGUUGUCCAUGCGGUGUUUGGGUGGCUUGCGGCAUCGCCUUUUAUUCUAGGAACACUAUACAUAAUAUUUUUACCAUGCUUCAGAAUUCUCCUGCAGAAAUUCUCAAAUGUACCUAUAAGUCCAAAGAAGCCUCUUCAUUCUCACUCAGAAGUAAGCUUGAAGGUAAUUUGAAAAAAAUAAAAUAGUAACCAGUUAUAUAGUAGUAUGUUAUUUCUUGACACAAAUUGUACAUAAUUAUCAAAGACUUGUAACUGUUUAUAAGCUGAGAUUGGUACCCUGGUUGUAAAGGAUGGAUUUUUCAAAUUCUUCUGAUAAACAGGUUCAUAGUAAAGGAUUGAAUGUUGAAUUUCCUUGCAUAUA